Cataglyphis hispanica is the source of this 1293-nucleotide messenger RNA. It is a transcript of the gene mRpL39, whose product is annotated as 39S ribosomal protein L39, mitochondrial. The record is from RefSeq and is a predicted model, not a curated record. Gene Ontology annotation, biological process: threonyl-tRNA aminoacylation. Gene Ontology annotation, molecular function: nucleotide binding; threonine-tRNA ligase activity. The transcript has 3 exons. Lineage: Eukaryota; Metazoa; Arthropoda; Insecta; Hymenoptera; Formicidae. Gene Ontology annotation, cellular component: mitochondrion. The coding region runs from base 209 to 1231 and encodes 340 amino acids.
UCAACCAAACAAGAUCGGAGCAAGUUUAAACUGCGUUUGAAGCUGAUUGAGAAAAGAGUAAUCAAGAACGCUCAAGAUUAUAUAUAACUUUAUUAUAAAGAUCAGAAAAAUAAUAUAAAGAAAUAGUGUUAGAUCGAACAUGCAGCGAUACAUGUGCUAAAUAACUUAUUCUAAGUCAGAGACACUCUUCAGUUAAAAACGAAAAAACAUGAUUCACGGGUGCAGGAGGCUCUGUGUAAGCAGCGUGAAGCUAUCAGCGCAACAUCUCCUGCCAUCGAGAUGCGCCGGUACAUUGUCCAAGAUAGAGGCGAGGAAGCGGAGGAAUCAACUAUUCGACGAAGAGAAGCGAAGGCAGCGAUCUGAACUGGGUAGGAUCGAAAAGAUAGAAGUGACGUACAAAUCAGUGCAGGACGAGGUAGUAAUGUUGAUGAACCGUAACAUUUCCACACCAUACGACUGCGCCAGGCACAUCUCCGAGAACGUUGCCAAGGUAUCUGCCAUCGCUCUGGUGAACGGUCGCAUCUGGGAUAUGCACAGGCCAUUCACGAGCAAGUGUGAGCUAGAGCUGGUGACUAUGCACAGUCCGCGGACGGGUGCGGUCAAUCAUGCCUUUUGGCGUACGUGUUCGUUGAUCUUAGGUGCCGUAGCGGACAGCGCGUUCAAGGAAAACGUGGAUGUGCAUUUGCACAGCUUUCCCACACCAUCAAUUCACUCUGGCAGUUUUAUCUAUGACGUGUUCAUUGAUUUGCCAGAUUGGAAACCGACUGAUUCCGAGCUGCGCGCCAUGUCUGCACUUUUCGUCAAGCUGACUAACCAAGAAUUGUUGCUGGAGAGACUAGAAGUGCCCCGUGGCGUUGCGUUAGACAUUUUCCAGGAUAAUCCUUUCAAGUCUCAACAAAUACCUAGUAUCGCCAAGAACAGCGAUAACGAUAGAGUACCGUUGUACCGUCUGGGAGAUCACAUAGAUAUCAGCAAGGGCCCCAUGAUAAAUAAUAGCGGUCUAAUAGGACGCGUCACUGUAACGGCCGUGCAUAAACUCGCGGACGGACCCGUGGACGGUCUGUACCGUUUCCAAGGUAUCGCCCUGCCCAAAGGUAUUCUGCUCAAUCACUUUGCCUAUUCUAUCUUGGAGAAACGCGCCAAGAAACUUAAUACCGCCACGUGGCAGACCACCACGUGGCAGCCUCACGAUGAAGACGAGACGAUCAACAUGACAGCAUCUGUGAACUAAGUGAUCAGCCCCGCUUCAUAAUUGAAGAAGAUCCUCGUGUAAAUAAAUGCAUCUUUCAGUUA